This is a messenger RNA of Ramularia collo-cygni, 675 nucleotides long. RefSeq names its product related to NADH-ubiquinone oxidoreductase. The record is from RefSeq and is a predicted model, not a curated record. Bases 1 to 675 code for a protein of 224 amino acids. Gene Ontology annotation, biological process: mitochondrial electron transport, NADH to ubiquinone. NCBI's taxonomy places the organism in Eukaryota, Fungi, Ascomycota, Dothideomycetes, Mycosphaerellales, Mycosphaerellaceae. The transcript has 3 exons.
AUGCUGCAACGAAGUGCCUGCAGGAUCGUGCCUGCCAUCACCCGCAGAGCUCUCCCUUCCGUCUCUGCCAAAUACUCGACUCAGACCGACAACCCAGUCCCUGCCAACAACCCGAACCCCAAGGAGCGGAGAUCGCCCGUCUCCAACACCAAUGCCCUUCCCACACAUGCAUUCGGCCAACAGGRCAAGGCACUGGUAGAAGACCCAGUCGCCGGGGAGGAGAAGCGGGUCGCGCAAUCGCCCAACCGCGAGACGACUUGGAGCAGAAGCCAGCAGCCACGCGCAAAGGCCAUGGUCGGCCCACGUUUUGAGCAGACGAUCAUGGAGGAUCAGCCCCGGCCAUACGCAGCCAUUGAUCUGAUCCACCAGCAGCCCGUCACCUGGACCAAGAAGAAGGUCGUGUCCUGUGACGGCGGUGGUGGACCAUUGGGACACCCCAGAAUCUUCAUCAACACAGACAAGCCACAGAUUUGCUGGUGCACGUACUGCGGUCUGCCAUUUGCACACGAGCACCACCGCAAGCAUCUUGAAAGCCUGCCCUCGACCUCAUACCCGCUUGCUCCAACUGGAAGCGCAGCAGAGAUUCCCGCAGCACAUUUGAAUGCAGGCGGCGCGGAGACGGGGGCCACUACGCCUUUACAGACGGCAAGCGGCGCGCCCUAUGAGCAGAGAUGA